AACAGAACGAACGGCAAGGGCACCUGAGGCAGGCUCUCUCUGCGGGACAGAGGAAGCGGAAAGGACUAGGGACAGACGUCUAGAUCUCUGACUCAGAAUGCGGAUAUGUGGUAGGAGACACAGCAAAGACAGCCACACAAACAGAAACCCUACCAAAGGUUAUGAAGGGAGACAGGGAACGGCAGGCCGAUCUGUCCCCGAGGGAAGGACCUUCCGUCCCUAGGCCUGUCCUGCUCCAGACUGAACCCCGCAGCGUCUUCCCAGGGGACACUAGCAGGCCAUGGUCCCCAGCCGCGCUCCCCGCCCGCGCACCCGGCGACAGGUGGUGCGGGCGCCGCCGCCGCUCGCCUGGAAAUGCGAGCUACCUGGACAGUGACAUUUCUGAGAAGUCUCGUUCAGCUUCAGAGGAAGAGAAGAGCCAUGCCCUCGGGGCUUGCCACUGUGCAGAGAAUGCUUUCCAGGAUUCACAGAAAUCCUUAGUCCCCAGCCGUGGGCAAAAGAUGACAUCAGGCACAAAGGCAAAGGUGCCGCUGACGGCAUUGUCCCAGAAAUGGAAACGGGACCGAGAGCAGACUCUGGAGGCAGCUUAUGUACCAGUGGUGGUGGAUCCUCGGGGGCAGAACCCAGACACUAGCAUCAGGUUCAGUUUCUACAACUCACAGUAUUCCAAUUCUCUAAAUCCCUUCUACACCCUGCAGAAGCCCACCUGUGGCUACCUGUACCAAAGAGAAACCGACCACACCCGAAAACGCUUUGAUGUUCCUCCAGCAAACCUGAUCUUGUGGCGCACCUAGGUCUGCGGCAUCUGGAAGUCCCCAUCCUGCACCUUCAUCCUAUGGUCCUGGGUCCCAGAGGGAAAGAUCAUUCCUGCCUGGAGAAGCAGUGUAUACCUGGGCUAGCCAGGUAUGCCGUGACAGCUGAGGGAGGCCUCUUCUCAAUAGCAAUAAACUUUGCCCUUUUCUUUCCUGGCACCUAAAUGGAUAGGGUUGCCACCUGGUGAGUUUAUUCAGAAGGGCCUGGAGAAUUGAAAGGGUUUCCUCUUAGUCCCUGCUUCUCCCAGGGCCAACUGUCAGUCAGUGCUGACCUCAGAAUUCCCAUGGGGCCACACUUCGCUAAGGCUCCUCAAAGCUAAAAACGGCUGCCUGUGUGUGGAUCCUGCUCUCUCUUGAGGUCGUUACCUCAGACUGUAAUAACCGUGAGGGCGUGGAGACAUGCAGAAAAUGAGCACGUUUUUAGUAACUGCUCCUGUAAAAACGACCGUUUGUUUUGUUUUGACAGGGUUUCACACAGUCCAUCCCGGUCUCAAAUUUGUUAUGUAGCUGAGAGUAACUUUUGACCUUCCUGUCUUACCUGUCAAGGACACAGUAGACCACACUCCUGGUCUACUGAGGGGUCGUGCAUGCUAGACAAGCCUACUACGAAUUAAGCUAUGUUCCUAAUUGUUUCUGGCUUUUUUGUUGUUGUUGGUUUUGGGGGUGGGGAAAGACAGAGUCUCUCUGUAUAGCCCUGGCUGUCCUGGAACUCACUAUGUAGGCGAGUCUGGCCUCAAACUCAGAGAGCUGCUGGCCUCUGCUUCCUGAGUGCUGAGAUUAAAGGUGUACACCACCAAGACAGGCUUAUUA
Messenger RNA from Mus musculus (house mouse), 1622 nucleotides. RefSeq names its product ciliary microtubule inner protein 3 (gene Cimip3). The transcript has 4 exons. The record is from RefSeq and is marked validated. The coding region runs from base 162 to 794 and encodes 210 amino acids. NCBI's taxonomy places the organism in Eukaryota, Metazoa, Chordata, Mammalia, Rodentia, Muridae.